AUGGCUUCGUACGCCCAACCCCCGGCCAUCUUCGACGAGACCAGCAAGCCAUCCGGGCUGCGGUCCUUCUUGUCGUCGAGAGCACACAAGAGGUCUCCCUCUGCUGGAGACGCUCUGCUGGCACGUUCCAAUGCACCAGGGAACGACUCUUUGGGUGCUGCCGGCUUUCUCCCGGCAGAUCACCCUCAUGCUCUACCACUGGGGGAGAGGGCACACAAUCGAGAUGCCGGAGGUAGCUCUCGCCCCAGCCGCAAAGGGGACAAGCUACACCACAAAACCAAAAGCUCUGUUUCUCUAAAGGCUUUGAUCGGUGAGCGUGAGAAGAAGGACACCCGGUCCCCGGAUUCGCCGGAAGAGGGAUCCUUGGAACGGACGAUGAAGAAGGUCAAGUCCUCAACCAGCUUGUCCGCCAUUUUGAAACGGUCUUACCGAGGACGAAAGGGUGAGCCGCCAAACGAGACCAAAGAAAGGGAAAACCAGCGUCCAAAGUCGGACUUUUCUCCUCCAAUCUGGGCUCAAUUCGCAACACAGCCGCUGGAAGAUGCAUCUGGCAGCGUAAGUGUGCCGGACCAUGGUCGGUCACUGGAAGAGGAGGUCUCGUUAUACACACCGAAGAAUUAUGACCCUUCCAAACAGCGGAACUUUUACGACUACCACCAGCCUACUCUCGUCACAAAACCUCGCCCAAAGUCCGAUUAUAUCUCGUCCGGAACAACCAAGAUGCGAGAGAUGCUGGGUCACAUACAGCGGAUACCCUCUGACAAACAACGUAAUGUCGAGAAGCAAGUCCAGAAUCAGGGAUUUGGAGAUGUUCGCUCCAGCCAAGACUCGAAGAGAAGCUCCAAUCCGGGGAGCAACCGCGUCAUGGCUGCCGUUUCAGCUUUCAAUGCAAAGGAAGCUGGAACCAGAAGAUCGGUUGACUCCAAACAGAUUGAGAGCGAAUUCGAAAAGCUCUUGGAUGCACGCAACAUCCCCCAGAACAUGCGAGACAAAAUGCGUUCGUUGGAUACAAACAUCAAAGCCGACUUCAUCCAAAAGAACCGCACCGACGGCUCUUGCCCCAAUUCGGCCACGUCAAGCACAUUUGACAGUGCCGGUCGCCGUGGGAGAAAAGACACUCGCCCUAAUUCGAUUCACAGUCCGGACAAGAGCGCGCGCUCUCGGUCUAGGGCUCGGUCGCCCUUCAGUGUAUCCAAAGGCGAUUCAUCCCCCAAGAAACAUCAAAAGUCAGACAGUGCUAGCUCUAUCAAACGCCCAAAGUCGAGCGAUCUCGGGCGUCCCUAUUCUUCCAUGCUGCCGGGUGCAUCUACCUCGGCCACAUCUCUGCAGACUACAGCCCACACCGACACAGCAGCCGAUCCAGCUGACUUCAUUCACUAUAUGCGAGAAGUUCAGAAGCCGGAAUUGGUUGAGGUCGGAAAGCUUCACAAACUGCGACUACUUCUCAGAAAUGAGACUGUGGCUUGGGUUGACUCAUUUAUUGCUGAUGGCGGCAUGGACGAAGUCAUCCAGCUUCUGUAUCGUAUUAUGAAAGUCGAGUGGAGAGAGGAACACGAAGACAACUUGCUUCACGAAACUUUGCUUUGUCUCAAGGCUCUCUGCACGACAUCGUUGGCUUUGCAGAGACUAGCCACCGUAGCCAAAGAUCUCUUCCCAGCACUGCUAAGCAUGUUGUUUGACGAGGAAAAGAAGGGACCAAGCGAGUUUACUACUAGAGGAAUCAUCUUGAGUCUUUUGUUUACCUAUCUCUCGACCUCGUCUGUAGAGGCAAUGCCUGCAAGGGCUUCUGAAAUCCUCGGCUUCCUACGUGACCCUUGCCCUGAAAACCAGAAAGUUGCGUUCAUCGCCAACAUCUACCAACCUCGGCCGUAUCGCGUGUGGAGCAAGGAAGUGACCAAUGUCACCAAGGAAGUGUUUUGGAUCUUCCUUCACCACCUGAACGUGAUUCCCAUGGCUCGCCAGGAAGAUGAUCAGGAACAGAGUUAUCUCGCGAGACAUUUCCCUGUGCCACGUCCUCCAGUGCCUGCUGCCCCAUAUGUUGGAGGUGUUGAAUGGGACGCAACAAACUACCUUGCCUCUCAUCUUGACCUGAUGAACGGCUUGAUUGCCUGUUUUCCCACGAGGGAGCAGCGAAACACACUCCGGGAAGAGCUGCAUGCAUCCGGCUUUGAGAAAGUCAUGGGUGGCAGCAUGCGAACCUGCAAGGAGAAGUUUUACGGAGCAGUGCAUGACUGUUUGAGAACAUGGGUUUCUGCUGCCCGUGAAGAUGGAUGGGACUACAGGUUUGUCCGCGAGGGCCCUGAACCUGGAUCUCCCUCCAAGUCUCCCAAGAAGAGUUGCCAGAAAAAGCAGGCUGAAGAGCCACCAAAGCUGGCACUUGUCAUGGACUUUGAAAACAAGGCACCUGCACGGGAAUCUGAUGUCGGUGGGUGGAUCUAA
This is a messenger RNA of Talaromyces rugulosus, 2439 nucleotides long. RefSeq lists its product as uncharacterized. NCBI's taxonomy places the organism in Eukaryota, Fungi, Ascomycota, Eurotiomycetes, Eurotiales, Trichocomaceae. The transcript has 3 exons. Bases 1 to 2439 code for a protein of 812 amino acids. Gene Ontology annotation, molecular function: actin binding; small GTPase binding. The record is from RefSeq and is a predicted model, not a curated record. Gene Ontology annotation, biological process: actin cytoskeleton organization.